AGAGCGCCGCUUACGGCCGAGCAUGCGCCAUUAGGUCUUCCGGGUGGUGGGGGUUACUUCCGGCCGCGGGUGUUGGGCCAUGGCUGCUCUCCUCCGAGCUGUGCUAAGGUUGCGGGGCCCAGCUGCCCAGGGAAGGCCUCUCCACCGGCUAUGGUACUGCAGUGUGCAGGAGAACCCCAAGAGGUGGGUGGGGAUCAGGUCACGCCCCUCGGAGGAGAAACCACCAGGCCCGGAGACAGAGAAAUUCCAGAUGGUCUACCGUUUUAACGCGAUCCGAGUCUUUGGCUUCUUGUCGCGGCUGAAGGUGGCACAGACUGCCUUGACGGUGCUGGCCCUGCCGCCGGGCUUCUACUGGUACUCCCAGGGUCUCGUGACUCUAAACUCACUGUGCCUCGCCAGUGGGGUUGCUGGCUUUGCCCUGGGCAUGCUGUGCUGGAUGAGCUACUUCUUCCGGAGGCUGGUGGGCAUCCUGUAUGUGAAUGAGUCGGGCACCAUGCUGCGGGUGGCCCAUCUGUCCUUCUGGGGCUGGCGACGGGACACGUACUGCCCCGUGGAGGAUGUGAUGCCCCUGACAGAAACGAAGGACAAUCCCCAGGAUGUGUUGAUGUGUAUCCAGCGCUACAGCGGGAAGCCGACUUUCUACCUCACUCUGCGCUAUGGACGCAUUGUGGACAGAGAGCGGUUCACUGAAGUUUUCGGGGCAGUGCGCGCAUACAAGUGAACAGCUGGGAGCUGGGCCACCUGCGUCCCCUACAGGGAAACCAAGGGCAUGGGCGCAGGUGAAACGGGAAUCCCAGGUAUCCUGGAAACCCUUCUGUUAGGAGAUUCAUGAGACAGAAGGUAAUAACCAAAAGAAUUGCCUGACAUUUGGGCAGAAGUUUCUGAAGAGGCAAUUCUUGGACCAAACUGUGCCAGGUCCCCUGAGACUGCCACUGCCCUGAACUUGGAAGACAGCGGGUGUGGCAGGAAAGCAGGGGAACUGCAGCCAGCGCCUCGGGUUCUGUCAGUUCUCAGCUCCCAGGGAGUGAUGUCUGAGUCUCUUUUCAACUGUAAAAUAUGAAGUCCUGCAUGACUUCUGGUAUAAAUAUGAAAAUAAAACAGUGCCCUUCAGGCUGCCCUGUG
Molecule: messenger RNA, 1122 nt
Organism: Octodon degus (degu)
Lineage: Eukaryota; Metazoa; Chordata; Mammalia; Rodentia; Octodontidae
Gene: Tmem186
Product: transmembrane protein 186
Exons: 2
Coding region: 80-721 (213 amino acids)
Cellular component (GO): mitochondrion
Source: RefSeq, a predicted model, not a curated record